CAACACCUCCCCACAGCCCUCUACAAUGUCCCUCCCACUUUUAACGCGCUCCCUGCGCGGUCCCCAACUUAGCAAAACUCUCCGAUACUCCCUCACUACUACAACCCGCUAUCAAUCCACCACCACCAACAACAACACCGCGAAACCCGCCGCCACCACCUCCACAACAUCAACAACACCCAAGCCCACCACCACUACAUCUACCUCCUCAACCUCCACCCCCAAAACCACCCCCACCCUUAAAGACCUCCUCGACACGCCCCCCUCACCCACGAACCCAACGGAAGACCGCAUCGACUGGACGCGCUCCUUCCACGGGCUCAGCGCAACCCCCUUCCCGAAAGAAUGCGCCGACAUCCUGCUCGCCCCGACCGACCCAGAAGAAGUGGAAAUCAAACCCGACGGCAUCCUCUACCUCCCCGAGAUCAAAUACCGUCGGAUACUGAAUAAGGCGUUUGGACCCGGUGGAUGGGGUCUUGUGCCGAGGAGUGAGAGUAUUGUUACGCCGAAGAUGGUCACGAGGGAGUAUGCGCUUGUUUGUAAUGGGCGGUUGGUUUCAGUUGCUCGCGGCGAACAGGAUUACUUCUCCCCGGAUGGAAUCCCCACGGCUACGGAGGGAUGUCGGUCGAAUGCGUUGGUGCGGUGUUGUAAGGAUUUGGGCAUUGCGAGUGAGUUGUGGGAUCCCAGGUGGAUUCGCAAGUUCAAGGCGCAGUAUACCCGCGAGGCGUUUGUGGAGCAUGUGGUGAAUAAACGGAAGACGAAGAUCUGGGUGAGGAAGGAUGAUACUGUUGGGUAUCCGUGGAAGGAGACCAAGUUUUAGUCUUCCGGUCUCUUCCAUUCCAUUCUCAUUCUAUUUCUAUGUGGGGAGCAAGUCUCAUGAUGAAUACGUGAUACACUAAAUUCUGUAUAACAGGUUAAUGUACGAUAUCAUUGCGAAUUACAUGCUAAUAGAUCAGUCCACUCAUAAAAUACUAAUAAUACAUCAUAUGCAACAA
Molecule: messenger RNA, 995 nt
Organism: Aspergillus piperis CBS 112811
Lineage: Eukaryota; Fungi; Ascomycota; Eurotiomycetes; Eurotiales; Aspergillaceae
Product: putative mitochondrial genome maintenance protein Mgm101
Exons: 2
Coding region: 26-820 (264 amino acids)
Biological process (GO): interstrand cross-link repair; recombinational repair
Cellular component (GO): mitochondrial nucleoid; mitochondrial chromosome
Molecular function (GO): single-stranded DNA binding
Source: RefSeq, a predicted model, not a curated record